GGAUUUCGCCUUCUCGCAAUUUCAUUGCUCGAAGUCGCAUAAUUCGAAGAAAAAUCGAUUUGGCUAUUCAAGGUAGAGAUGAUACUUUUAAUGGACAGAGAAAGAAUUGCGAAAACAUAGAAGCUAAUUAUAUGAAUUCAAAAGACAUUGAAAUUGAUAACUCCUCAAAUAGCAUAAAAGUGAGUACAAAUACUUGUGGAACACUAACAGAAAAUGAACAUAUAUCUGAAAGAUCAGCCGCCUCUACUUCUAAACAUGCUUUAAACUUCACCAACAUUCGAAAUCCUACUAAGGUUGUUGGUAGAGGAAGACCAAAGAAGCAUAAAUAUGUUAGUAGUGUUGAAAUAGAAUAG
Messenger RNA from Dentiscutata erythropus, 353 nucleotides. The record is from the annotation of a GenBank genome assembly. NCBI's taxonomy places the organism in Eukaryota, Fungi, Glomeromycota, Glomeromycetes, Diversisporales, Gigasporaceae.